UCUCAACCUUGUUCUCGAAAAUCAAUCUUUCACUCUGCACCGUCAUAUUAUAAUCCACGUCUAAUGGCGCCAGACAUCACUCGAGCCGCUGUCGCUGCUGCCAAGCCUGAUGGGGACGCGACAAGGCCCGCCGCCUCGCAGAGCCGAGCGUACGUGACGUUCCUUGCGGGGGACGGCGACUACGUGAAGGGGGUGAUAGGGCUGGCCAAGGGGCUGAGGAAGGCCAAGAGCAAGAACCCACUCGUGGUGGCAACGCUGCCCGACGUGCCGGCCGAGCACCGCCGCAUGCUAGUGGAGCAAGGGUGCGUGGUGAGGGAGAUCGAGCCGGUGCACCCGCCGGAGAGCCACCGGACUGAGUUCGCCAUGGCCUACUACGUCAUCAACUAUUCUAAGCUUCGUCUUUGGGAGUUUGUGGAGUAUGGCAAGAUGAUAUACCUGGACGGGGACAUCCAAGUGUUCGACAACAUAGACCAUCUCUUCGACCUCCCGAGCGGCAACUUCUACGCCGUGAUGGACUGUUUCUGCGAGAAGACGUGGAGCCACACGCCUCAGAACCGGAUCGGAUACUGCCAACAGAACCCGGACAAGGUCCGAUGGCCCGAAGAACUCGGCCCGAAGCCUCCUCUCUACUUCAAUGCCGGCAUGUUCGUGUUCGAGCCGGACCUCAACACUUACCGUGACCUGCUCCACACCGUCAAGAUCACACGGCCUACCCCUUUUGCUGAGCAGGACUUCUUGAACAUGUACUUUAGGAAUGUGUACAAGCCGAUCCCGGUGGUCUACAACCUCGUCAUGGCCAUGCUGUGGCGCCACCCCGAGAACUUCGUGCUCGACGAGGUCAAGGUGGCUCACUACUGCGCAGCUGGGUCCAAGCCAUGGCGGUUCACGGGCGAGGAGGCCAACAUGGACAGGGACGACAUCAAAGCGCUGGUCAAGAAAUGGUGGGACAUCUUCGACAACGAGUCGCUGGACUACAACAACUUUGCGGGCCAAGACCACGCCCUGCCCGCAGACUUGCAGCCCUUCCUGGCGGCGCUGCCAAAGGCUGGGGUCCGCGAUUGUUUCUCCGCUCCGUCCGCUGCUUGAUUAUAAGCUCGUCGCGGGUGUUUAUUAAGUUCGUGACGCGAGUUAAAAGAUGAUUAAUUUAAUUAUGCUUAUGAUGCUUAAUUAAUUUUCUAAUUUGACUAGCAAGGCCCUUGUUUUGUAAGGGAAGGAGUCUGGGAUAGACAAUAUUCUA
Molecule: messenger RNA, 1237 nt
Organism: Rhodamnia argentea
Lineage: Eukaryota; Viridiplantae; Streptophyta; Magnoliopsida; Myrtales; Myrtaceae
Product: galactinol synthase 2
Exons: 3
Coding region: 64-1086 (340 amino acids)
Molecular function (GO): glycosyltransferase activity
Source: RefSeq, a predicted model, not a curated record